This is a messenger RNA of Antrostomus carolinensis (chuck-will's-widow), 2015 nucleotides long. Its product is annotated as protein fem-1 homolog A. The annotation marks the transcript as partial. The transcript is spliced from 2 exons. NCBI's taxonomy places the organism in Eukaryota, Metazoa, Chordata, Aves, Caprimulgiformes, Caprimulgidae. Gene Ontology annotation, molecular function: protein binding. The record is from RefSeq and is a predicted model, not a curated record.
AGAAGCCUCUUGGAUCACGGCGCGUCGGUGAACCAGACCACCCUGACCAACUCCACGCCGCUGCGGGCUGCUUGCUUCGAUGGGCACCUGGAGAUCGUGCGCUACCUCGUCGGGGAGCGCGGGGCUGACCUGGAAGUAGCCAACCGUCACGGACACACUUGUUUGAUGAUUUCUUGCUACAAAGGGCACCGAGAAAUCGCACGUUACUUGUUAGAGAAAGGAGCCGACGUCAACCGCCGGAGCGUGAAGGGGAAUACGGCCCUGCAUGACUGCGCCGAGUCCGGCAGCCUGGAGAUCCUGCAGCUCUUGCUCCGCUCCAAAGCUCGCAUGGAGAAGGAUGGCUAUGGCAUGACUCCUCUGCUAGCUGCCCGUGUCACCGGUCACACCAACAUCGUGGAGUAUCUCAUCCAAGGAGGGCUGCAGCAGGAGGAGGAGGAGGAGGCUGCUGUGGAAGCACUGGAGUUGCUGGGCGCUACGUUCGUGGAUAAGAAACGUGACCUUUUGGGAGCCCACAAGUACUGGCGAAGGGCGAUGGAGCUUCGGUGUGAGGGUGGGCAAUACCUGCCUAAACCUGAGCCCCGGCAGCUGGUGUUGGCCUACGACUAUUCCCGGGAAGUGAGUUCGCUGGAGGAACUGGAAGCCUUGAUUACGGAUCCAGAUGAGAUGCGCAUGCAGGCGCUGCUGAUCCGAGAGCGCAUCUUGGGUCCUUCCCACCCUGACACUUCCUACUACAUCCGUUACCGAGGGGCGGUCUAUGCCGACUCCGGCAACUUCGAACGUUGCAUUAACCUGUGGAAAUACGCUCUAGACAUGCAGCAAGGCAACCUGGAGCCUCUCAGCCCGAUGACUGCCAGCAGUUUCCUUUCCUUUGCUGAGCUUUUCUCUUACGUGCUUCAGGAUCGCUCCAAAGGUACUUUAGCUACGCACUUGGGCUUCUCUGACCUCAUGGGAGUGCUGAGCAAAGGGGUCCGGGAGGUGGAGAGGGCACUCGUGCAUGGCAAGGACCCUGUGGUUGACUCGGCGCAGUUCACCAAGACGCUGGCCAUUAUCCUCCACUUGGUCUUCUUGCUGGAGAAGGUGGAGUGCACCCCGGAGCAGGAGCACCAGAAGCGCCAGACUAUCUACCGCCUGCUAAAAUGCAGCCCCCGGGCCAAGAACGGCUUCACUCCUUUGCAUAUGGCUGUCGACAAAGAUACCACCACAGUGGGACGUUAUCCCGUGGGCAAAUUCCCAUCGCUCCACGUUGUGAACUUGCUUCUGGAGUGUGGGGCUGACCCAGAUAGCCGUGACUAUGACAACAACACCCCGCUGCACAUCGCCGCCCGCAACAACUGCCCGCUGAUCAUGAGUGCCCUGAUGGAGGCUGGAGCCCAUAUGGACGCCACCAAUGCCUUCAAGCAGACUGCUUAUGAGCUGCUGGAUGAGAAGCUGCUCACCAAGAGCAUGAUGCAGCCCUUCAAUUACAUCACCCUCCAGUGCCUUGCUGCUCGCGCCCUGGACAAGCACAAGAUUCCCUACAAGGGUUUCAUCCCUGAGGAGCUGGAAGCUUUCAUUGAACUGCACUAGGGUGGGAGGCCUGAAGUCCCCAGCCUUUCCUGUCACCUCCUUCACCCCGCAGAGGUAGUGCAGCCUGAGGUCCCAGGCCAUCCUUGCCGAGAUGCCGAAGGCCAUCGCUGUGCUGAGAUGGGCUGCGAGCUUUGUCCUCAUCUGUCACCCUCAAGCUGGUGUGCGCAGGGGUUAGGGGAGGCGGAGGCUCGAGAGCUCGUGGCUGUCCCUCAUUGUUGUCAUCUUCAGGUACCAGCUAUCUCCAGUGCACUGUAUCCAGAGAAGGCCACAGCCCCUGUCCUUUCCCAUGCCAGCCGGCUUGUCCUGAGAAAGAAGGAGAAUGGAGAUCCCUGGGACCUGCUGCCUCUCCCAUUAGAGCUGGAUUAACUCAGCGUUUAGCUUUGGAGCAGCUACACAUCACACGUGCUCUAGCCCUUCCCAUCCCAAAUACCGACCAGAUAGGAAUGCAA